Molecule: messenger RNA, 3773 nt
Organism: Ailuropoda melanoleuca (giant panda)
Lineage: Eukaryota; Metazoa; Chordata; Mammalia; Carnivora; Ursidae
Gene: ZNF555
Product: zinc finger protein 555
Exons: 4
Coding region: 126-2006 (626 amino acids)
Biological process (GO): regulation of transcription by RNA polymerase II
Cellular component (GO): nucleus
Molecular function (GO): RNA polymerase II cis-regulatory region sequence-specific DNA binding; DNA-binding transcription factor activity, RNA polymerase II-specific
Source: RefSeq, a predicted model, not a curated record
GGCUCUGGGCCGGCCCGGGCGCUCCAGCGCACCUGGCCCGUGCGGCCCCAGGUGUCCGGUGCGUGCCGCUCUCACCUGCUCGGCCCGCAGGGAGGACGCCCGGGAGCUUGGAGCAGGGCCGCGAGAUGGACUCGGUGGUCUUUGAGGAUGUGGCUGUGGACUUCACCCUGGAGGAGUGGGCUUUGCUGGAUUCUGCUCAGAGGAAGCUCUACAGAGAGGUGAUGCUGGAAAAUUUGAAAAACCUGGCCUCUGUGGAUGAUGAGACUCAACUUAAAGCCGGUGGGUCAGUUUCUCAACAGGAUAUUUAUGGGAAUAAAAUCUCCAAGGAACAUAAAAUAGCAAAGUUCACCAGAAAUGAUUCCUGGGCCUCUGUUUUAGGGAAAAUUUGGGAAGAACUUAGCACUGAAGAUCAGCACACAAAGCAGGGGAGACACCUGAGAAAUCAUGUGGUGGAGAAACUCUCUGAAAGUAAUGAUCUGUGUGGUGAAGGCUGCAGUCAGAUUCGAAAUCAUAACCUGUACCAGGAAACUCACACUGUAGUAAAAGAGUAUGAAUGUAACGCAUAUGGAAAAGUCUUUGUGCAUCAUUCCUCCCUCAAGAGUCACAUCACUGCACACACCGGGCACAAACCAUACCAGUGUCAGGAGUGCGGGCGGACCUAUAGUUGUCGUUCACACCUACGAAUGCAUGUGAGGACCCACAACGGAGAGAGAACCUAUGCGUGUAAAUUAUGUGGAAAAACCUUUCCUCGUACUUCAUCCCUCAACCGGCAUAUAAGGAUUCAUACUGCCGAGAAGACUUACGAAUGCCAGCAGUGUGGGAAAGCCUUCAUAGAUUUUUCAAGUCUUACUAGUCAUGUGAGAACUCACACUGGAGAGAAGCCCUAUAAAUGUAAGGACUGUGGGAAAGCCUUCAGCUAUUCCUCAACUUUUCGAAGGCACAUGAUAACACACACUGGAGAGAAGCCCUAUAAGUGUAACGAAUGUGGGGAAGCCUUCAGCUAUUCCUCAACUUUUCGAAGACACAUGAUCUCACACACUGGGGAGACACCACAUAAGUGUAAGGAAUGUGGAGAAGCAUUCAGUUACUCCUCAGCUUUUCGAAGGCACAUGAUAACACACACUGGAGAGAAGCCCUAUGAAUGUAAACAGUGCGGGAAAACCUUUAUUUACUUGCAGUCCUUUCGGAGACACGAAAGGAUUCACACUGGAGAGAAACCCUAUGAAUGCAAACAAUGUGGGAAAACCUUCAUUUAUCCCCAGUCCUUCCGAAGACAUGAGAGGACUCAUGGUGGAGAGAAACCCUACGAAUGCAGCCAGUGUGGGAAAGCAUUCAGCCAUCCCUCAUCCUUUCGAGGACACAUGAGAGUGCACACUGGAGAGAAACCUUACGAAUGCAGUCAGUGUGGAAAAACUUUCAACUGGCCCAUAUCCUUGAGAAGACAUAUGAGGACACACACGAGAGAGAAACCCUAUGAAUGCAAACAAUGUGGGAAAGCCUUCAAUUUGUCCGCUUGCUUUCGGGAACAUGUGAGAAUGCAUUCUGGAGACAAAUCGUAUCAAUGCAAGCUAUGUGGGAAAGCAUUCUAUUGCCACAUAGCCUUACAAAAACAUAUGAGAAGGCACACCGCCGAGAAGCUCUACGAAUGCAAGCAAUGUGGCAAAACUUUCAGUUGGCCUGAACUUCUGCAGCAGCACGUGAGAACACACACUGCUGAGAAACCCUAUGAGUGUAAGGAAUGUGGCAAAGUCUUCAAAUGGCCAUCGUCUUUGCCAAUACAUAUGCGAGUGCACACAGGAGAGAAACCUUACGAAUGUAAGGAGUGUGGGAAAGCCUUCAGUUGUUCCUCGUCCUUAAGAAGACACGUACGAAUACACACCGCAGAGAGACACUACUUCAGGGACAUGGGGAAUUCUCCUGCAAAUGAAUUCAUGCCUAAUGCUUCAGGAAAUCCCCAGCAGGAGAGAAAGCUUAUCAAAGCUGUAAAUACGGUACUGCCUUUGUGAGAACCUCAUCAAAGUAGACCUGUGGGGCGUGUAUCUCCAGUUCUCUUACAGAUGAACAAUUAGGUGAAAAAUAGCUCUCCAAGUCGUCUUCAAGCUGUCAUUCGGAAUUUUGCAGGUGGUGUUUUUUUCCCUUACAUUUCCAUAAAUAAACCUUCUAUCUUUACGGUUUGACGGACUCAUGGUGAUUUGAAGUGUAUUUUUAAUACGGAAGUAGUUUUAAUUUCUUCUUUAAAUUCUUGAAGGGGUUUUUGGAACAAUGACAUUUUGGUAUUUAUUGGGAUUUUCUUACUCGCUUAGUGUGGCGGGUACCGGAUAUCACCAUUAUGUAUUUUCUACCUUACUGAGAAUCUGUUUAUUUUGGCCAGAGGGACCUUACUGCAUUUUCUUUGCAAAUAGUUUGCAGAAAUUUGUGAUUAUGCAGAGUUCUUCAAAAGCACAGUCUCAUGUGAAUUGUCAUUUUCAACUCUUUUGCUUUGCUCUUUUUUUCAUUGCUUGUGACUGGAAAUUGGACAGUAGGCUUUUACUGAAGAGCUACUUUGUGACCAUGAGCUGUUAGAUACAGGGUUUGGUGGUUCCUCUGGAUUGUGUUGUCAGUGUGGGCAACGGUGGGACCUACACUUCCCUUCCCUUUAUGAUUAUGUGGUCAGAUUUACCAGUAGCCUAACUUGGCCUGAGAUUUGGAAGGCAGAAGUGGAGAAGCCAUUUCUGUGUUUGGAGCCAUGUUUAAGUGUGAGAGACGCAAAGGGGCUUUUGGACACCAGCCCAUUUUCCUCAUCUUGGCCCUGCGAAUCAAGAGUAUCAUGAAAAAAAAAAAAAAGGUCACGUGCUUAAUUCCCAUUUUUCCAAGUUCUAGGCUUCCAUGAAUGUCUCUGUGAGCUAUGUAUCAAGGAUCCACUUGUGUGGUCUUGCACUCACAAUUUGGAUAUUCUGAUGUGUUCUCUCGAGCACUCAUUCUGACUCACGUUUCGUGAUCUUCUCUGAUGCUAUGAUUCUCCUCUUCUCUAGAUGUUCACAUAUGUGUAGAAGGUCUAAUUUGUCUCGCGAACACCGUAUUUCCAAUACUUCUAGUGACUCUGUGAUCCUUAUUCUGCCACAAAAGCUACAAGGCUGCUACAAAGCCGAACAACACAUGGGACUUUGUUAACCUAUUGCAUUUUGAAGUGUGCUCAUUGACCUUCAUGUAUUAGAUUUUGGGAGAGGUGAAUGUUCUUCCUUAAUAUGGGCUCAACUAUUACUUUUGAUUAUGUGUCAUUAAAACAGUAUGUGUUUUAUCUUCAAGGAAAAUCUUUUGUAGAUAUUUCUUAGAAAUACACUAUUUACCGUAUUUUCACAUCACUUGUAUAUUUACUGUAUUAUUUUCCUAAGGGCUGUGGUAACAAAGGACCACGACUGAGUGACUAAGGGCAACAGAAAUUUUGGUCUGACAAUUCUGACGGUAGAAGUCCAAAAUCAAAGUAUUGGCUGGACCCUGCUUCCUCUGCAGGUGCUAGGGAAGGAUCUGUUCCAGUCUUCUCCUAGCUUCUGGUAGUUCAUUGGCUAGUGGCAAUGUAACUAAUCUUCCCACUGCAUUCUGCAUGCAUGCGUGUUUGUCUCUUCGGGGGGCAUUCUUUUUAUAAUGACAACAUGUAGCAAGUUAGGGCUCACCCUAUUCCAGUAUCCCCACCUCUAAUUAUAUCUGUGACAACACUAUUUCUUUUUUUUUUUUUUAAAGAUUUUAUUUAUUUAUUUAUUUGACAGAGAUAGACAGCCAGCGAGAGAGGAAACACA